Molecule: messenger RNA, 4142 nt
Organism: Cyprinus carpio (common carp)
Lineage: Eukaryota; Metazoa; Chordata; Actinopteri; Cypriniformes; Cyprinidae
Product: reticulophagy regulator 2-like
Exons: 9
Coding region: 208-1893 (561 amino acids)
Source: RefSeq, a predicted model, not a curated record
AUCAAAUAAAUGUCAGAUUUAAUUGUAUAAGCGUGUGUUUGUUGCGCAGCCAGCAGAUGUCACCCAAGCGCGCAGUAAACACUGAGCAUGUGACUCAGUGAGAGCCUGUAAGAUUCGCCGUGUGUUUCUGUUUUUUCUAAUAAUCCAUGACCAGCCUCUCCUGACCAAACCUCGUCAUCAACACACACAAACAACGCUGGACAAGUAAUGGCGAGCAGACGGGCCUCGGUGUCCUCGGCGGAUCUGGAGGCCUGGUUCCCCGCGCCCGGCGGCGGCGAGGAUGCGCCGGAGCUGCGGCGGCUGCGGGAGCGUCUGCGCGGCUGGCUGUCGCAGUUUGAGCCCGCGGUGCUCUGCGCGCAGCGGCUGCUGGUGUGGGAGAGGCCGCUUCACAGCAUCAUCGCCGCGCUGGCGCUCAACACGCUGUUCUGGUUCCUGUCCUCCACAUCUUUGAGACCCUUGUUCCUCCUGAGUGUGUCUCUCAUUGGACUGACGUUACUGGAGAGAUGGAAAGACAGGCUGCCACAGAUCACUGGUAUGUGGCAUCCUGAGGCGUCAGUCUUUGAGCGAGAAGCGCUGACUGAUCAGCCACGUCUGUUAAGCGUCGAGGAGCUCAGCCAUCAUCUCGCCGAGAGUUACCUCAUCUUCAGCCUUUACAUCCAAGAAAUGCUUCAGUACAAACAGCAAAACCACGGCAAGUUCUGCAUCAUGAUGUGUUCAGGAUGUUUCAUCCUGGCCGUGGUUGGACAUUACAUUCCCGGGAUAAUGAUCUCCUACAUCAUAUUGCUGAGUGUGCUGCUGUGGCCGCUGGUGGUCUACCAUGAGCUGAUCCAGAAAAUGUACACCGGACUGGAGCCCAUACUGAUGAAACUUGACUACAGCAUGAAAGGAGACACACAGCACCGCAAACACGACAAGAGAAAGCUGAAGAAGGAGCAGGAAGAGGGUGAUGAGCCGAGGGCAGAGACAGAGAGCGAGAGUGAGGAGGAGCUGUCAUGUUUCGCCCCUACUGUGGAUGUGAAGACUACGGCUCUGGCGAUGGCCAUCACAGACUCUGAGCUGUCCGACGAGGAGGCAUCUAUACUGGAGAGUGGAGGAUUCUCUGUGUCCAGAGCCACCACACCACAGCUCACAGACGUCUCUGAAGCAGACCUGGAUCAGCACAGCAUGCACAGUGAACCGGAGGAGGCAUUCUCUAGAGACUUAGCAGAGUUCCCGUCGGUGGACGAGCUGCCUUCUAUUGAACCGGGUCUGUUCAAUUUCCCGCUGCGCAUUCUCGGGUCUGAGCAGACAGGAGCGUCCAGAUCUGAGCUCCAGGAGGAGCCGCUGUCUCCGGCCAGCCGCCUCAUCCAGCACUUAGCAUCUCCACUCCACUUUGUCAACUCGCACUUCAAUGGACACGGACAAGCGGCGGGGGUGGACCAAAGCAUUGUGGGUACUGAAAAAGAGGGAGGGGGAUCCGCCGCGGGCGUUUCGAGACCUGCUCGGUCCCUGGAAGCCCUUAGCGAGGAGAUAGUGAGCACGGCCAUCUCUACAGUAGUACAGAACACUCUCUCAGCCCUGUUGCGGUCUACCAAUGAGGGCUCAUCAAUGGCUUCCUUUCUUCACACCGAAACGCCUCCUUGCCCGAUGGAAUUGCCCCUCGAGUCGCCUUCCACCCAGGAAGCCAGCGCAGAAGAAGAGGACGCUGAUGUCACUGAAGCAAGCACCGAAGAGCAACCGGAUGUCACGCUCGUACCCGCCGAGGAAGAGGACUUUGAGCUUCUGGACCAAAGCGAACUGGAACAAAUGGAUGAGGGGUUGGGCCUUGGUGUUGUUGAUGGACAGGAAGUGGGCGGGGCUUCCACAGACACGCCCCCAAGCAGCCAGCAGCACCCAGACCAGCAGGAUUCCUAGCUUCAUGUCAUCUAAACUGUUUAUUUUAUUUAUAGUCCUUGUAGAUACCAUAUUACUGACAAACGAUUCAUGAAAAAAGGGAAUGUUGCGGUCAGCUAUGCCUUUUUGUUGUUUUCGGGAGUGAGAUCACUGUGAUUGUUGGUGGGCUUUUGUUUCCUGAGCAGGUGAAUGUCCAACUCAAAUCCUAAAAGUGACAGUAAUGAGUUUUUUUUUUUUUUUUUUUGACAGAUCCAAAUGGCCUUCAGCCUCAAAUCCAGCCACUCAGAUUUCAGAAGCAGUUUAAAAUAGACUUAGUUUUAAUCAUUUACUGUAUGUAUAUUUUGACAAAGACCACAUGUCUGCGACACAAGAGCCCUCUGGUUCAUCAAACCCAUGCUGACCGCUGUCAUGGGAAGAAGCCAUGUGGGCUGAGUUUUAUUUGCUUGUAGGGCUGGGAGGUUUUGUGUGGAAAGAGAGGAUGAGCAGGAUAUGACUGCAAAUCCUCAAUGAAAAGUUGGUUAUGUUAAAGAUUUCUUUUCAUAAUCAUAGCUUAACUAAUAUAUUCCUAAAAAGUGGAUGGUUUUAUUUAUGAAGACUAGUUUACUAUUAAAUGCGUCUCAAAUAAUAAAGCUGCAAGAUUUAUAUUCUGGGAGACAGAAGAAAGAAAAAAGUUUAGCGCGUUGCAAUUGCAAAUCAGAUCAUUUUUAGAGAUCAAUAUUGGACUGUGCCAUUUACUGAUUUUUGAGGAUGUAAUCUGUGAAGUACUUUUGUCGCACAAAGGUGAUUGUGAAUGCAGCGUAGCACACUUUAGCUAUCAGAAAAGUUCCCCAUUGUUAGUGCUUGAUGUUUCUCUCCUGUAUUCAUAUAUAAAAAAAACAAACAAAAAAAAACAAUAGAAGUUUAUCUCACAUUCAGGCUCAAUAUAUCAUAAUUGGUUGCACUUUUGAAGUAUUGUUUGUGUGCACAUUUGCAAGACUUCUUCUGGAUUUUCAUAGCCAUGCCAAAUAUACUGCUGUUCAAGAGUUUGGGGUCAGUAAGUGUUUUUUUUUUUUUUUUUUUUUUAUAGGAAUGAAUACUUUUAUGCAGAAAGAAUAAAAGUUAUUAAAAGUUUUCUCUUUUUAAAUAAAUGCUGUCCUUUUAAACUUUAUAGUCAAAGAAUUGUGACAAAAAUAUCACAAUUUCCACAAAAUAUGAAGCAGGACAAACUGUUUCAACAUUAAAAAUAAUAAUAAAUGCUCCUUGAGCAGCAAAUCAGCAAACAGGAAUGAUUUCUGAAGACAAUACAUUACAUUUGAAAAUACAUUAAAAUAAAAAAACAUUAAAUAAUUUGAUCUAAUUUUUUUUAUGUUAAAAAAACAUUCAGAAAUCUUACAGACUCCAAACUCUUGAACGAUAGUGUAAGUUUCAUUGUACAAAUCACAUCAAGAGCUCAAAAUUUCAGAUUGCCUGAAAUACAGUUUACAUGAUAAACUAUGAAGUGUAGGUAGAUUUUGUGCAUGGGCUUGACUGAAUUACUUUCCCUUUUUUAAUUGAAAUGGACAUAUAUAAGAGGGGAAUCCUAAGAGAAUGAUUGAGCCUUAUUUGUAUGUAUCUUUGUAAGAUGUUUGUAAUAAGAUGUUUCUAGAACUGACAACAUGAAACUCUUAACAGCAUAUUUGGGAUUAUUUUAAAAGAAUUUGAUUAUUCAUUUCUCUUCAUCUCAGUGUCAGAUCUCAGUGACGACUUCUGUGACACUGAAAGAAUACAAGAUUUUAUGAUCCAAUAUAUAUAUUUUUCAAUUAUUAAUCAUACUAAAGGGAAAUAUUGAAGAUUGAUUGGAGGCAGGUUGACAUUCCUUUAAAUUCUAAAGUUAUUCUUGCGCUCUGUCCUAACCAGUCAUAAUGUGAAAAAAAAAAAAAUCUAUUUUAAUUAGAAUUUUGUUUAGCCCCACCCACUGUAAAAUCUGAUUGGUCUAAAAUCCUGCGCCACAUAGUUGCAAAUAUGUUCUGCUGUUGCUGUGAUUGUAUUUUUAGUUUCAAUGUGGAAAAACAAACUGCUUGUCGCAUCUGUUGUUUGGUUAGAAGUAGGACUUGGUGUUUUUGCUUUGUGUUUGGCCCCUUCUCCUGUACAUACCCACAAACUGACACAUCUGAUCCAGACCGCAGAGAUUUGUGUUUUCAGAUAUUUACAGAGAGGUGAUCUUUGUGUUAUAGUGAUUGUGUUUUGCUCAUGCUGUUACUGCUUUAUGAUCUAUAAAAAAAAAAAAGCACUUAAAGCGUUUAACUCCAAAA